Molecule: messenger RNA, 988 nt
Organism: Paramecium sonneborni
Lineage: Eukaryota; Ciliophora; Oligohymenophorea; Peniculida; Parameciidae
Source: the annotation of a GenBank genome assembly
AUUUUAUAUAAAUCACAAUGGGACAAGAAUGCUAAAAAUGCUAAAUGAGCUAAGAAGUUUAAUAAAGUGAAAUAAAUAAAAAGGAAGAAAUUAGUUCUGAUUUUGAUUCUGAUUCUGAUCCAGAAAUAGAAGAAUAAGAUGAAAAACAGCCCUGUACUUAUAAAGAUUAUUUUAAGAAAAACCACCUUCAAUGGAUAGUAAGUCCAAUUCUUCAACAUUUAUAAAGGAGUAAUAUAUUUCUACAGAAUCAAAGCAAGAUUAAAUUUAAAGUUUUUAGAAUCAAAUAAAAUUUGAAGAUGGUGGAAUUUAUUCAGGAGUAAUAAUAAAUAAUAUGGCAAAUGGUUAUGGUAAAUUAGAAAUGCCAAAUGGUGAUAUAUAUGAAGGAAAUUUUAUAAAUAAUUAUUUAGAAGGAGAUGGAAAAUGUAUUUAUGCAAAGGGACCAAUAUACACAGGACAAUUUAAAUAAGGUAAAUCAAAUGGAAUAGGAAAAGAAGUAUGGCCAGAUGGUUCUGUUUAUGAAGGAGAUUUUAGAAAUGGUAAAAAGAAUGGUAAAGGAUUAUAUAAAUGGAGUUAAUAGAGUACUUAUAAUGGAGAAUGGAUGGAUAAUAUGAUUAAUGGUGUUGGAAAAUAUGAAUGGCCAGAUGGUAGGGUAAUUUAUUUAUUAUUUAGAACAUAGUCUUAUUAUGGUUAAUGGCUUAGAAAUUAAAUGCAUGGUAGAGGAUUCUAUAAAUGGAUUGAUGGAAAAUAUUAUGAUGGGGAAUAUGAAAAUGAUAAAAAGUCUGGAUUUGGUAUAUUUAAUUGGCCUGAUGGAAAAUAAUAUUAAGGAUAUUGGCUUGAUGGAAAAUAACAUGGCAAAGGACUUAUGAUUAACAAAGAAGGAAAAAAAAAAUUUGGAGAAUGGCAAAAUGGUAAAUUAAUUAGUUGCUCUGAUGAAUCUAAUUUAUAACUUAUUCCAGAUGGUUGGUAUCUCAACACUUUUAAUUAAUGA